AUAAGUAGUAGUGGCAGUAGUAGUAGCGGUAGACGUAGUAGGAGGGGUAGUAAUAGCAGUAAUAAUAGUAGUAGCAGCAUUAGUCGUAGUCGUAGUAGUAGUAGGUGUUGUUAUAGUUGUUGGUCCGCUGCCAGUCAUCGUCUCCCCCACGCGCCUCUGUCCCGCCGGAAGAGCUCGUCACAGUGCGGGUUGCUCGCUCACCGCGUCCUCGGCCCGGGGGUAGGGUGGGGGUGAGGUUACCGCGGCCCGGGCUGGGGUGGGAUGGCCGGUUCUGACUCUGCGAUGCUGAUAUACAGGAGAAAAUGAGAGUCGAUGGAUGAGUACCAAUUCUUUGUACUCAGUGUGCAUGGAGACACAGCGAGACACAGACGUAAGUGGAGGGAGGAACAGGAGUGAAGGAUGGAGGAGAAGGGAGAGUUACUAGGUGCGCCUGGCCAUAGCAUUAGUAGGCACGGUGAUGAGGCAGCACCACGAAUCGUAUGGAAGCUGGAGCACCGCACAUUUGUAACCUACCCGCACGGCCGGCCUGCCCUGCCUCCCCGACCGCACGGCCUCCCUCGCCGCGCACUCGCCGCGCAGCCACGGUUCGGGAAGCACCACUCACGUCACCUCACGCUGCUCAAGUUCCUUUUCCGUCCCUCGCUGCCACGCCUGUGUCACACCGUCAGGGGCGCUGCUCAGCCCUGUCGUUGAGGCGUGCAGGAGACGUGGGGCCGUGAGGGAUGCUGCGCAGAGUGACAUCGCGUGCAGGAGACUGAUUUCUCGGCACCUCAGGAAAAUAAUCUCAACUAUUUUCCGUGAGGACAAUAAAUCUCCGUAGCAGUGCAGCGUUUUCCUGUACCUGCGCCGAGAUCUGACACCUGGGCGAGACACAACGGCACGCCUGGGUGACGCUGCCGUGCGAGGAGAGGUGACAAGCGAGGAGGAGAGGAGCAAGUGUUGUGAGCCACGGUGGAGGCUGCUAGUGAGCGACCCUCGUUCCCACCAGGCGAAUGAGGACAUCCUAUGGCAGGAGCCUCAAAGUCCGACUCUGCCACCCCCGCACGGAGCCCGCCUUACUCUGCUCCUCCACCCCGAAAAAGAUCGCACUAGAGGUGAAUGGGGACCCGCACUGCCUUGGUGGAAAGAGAAUAGGAAAGAUCUCCACGCAUUCUAGUCGGUGUUAGUGUGAACAGCUGCGUUGCGUAAGAGACCGAGAAAAACGCGAGAGACCUUGACAGCCCCGCCUGAGGACAAGAGGUAAACGUUUAUUGGGAGUGAGGAGCCGCCGAGUGUGACAGCCGCGAUGGGGGAGUGUCGGGGCGCAGACGCGGGCGGGGAGUGGGGCAAGACGGUGAUGGGCCUCCUGGCGGUGCUGGACUCCAUUCUGUCCAUCUUCGUGUUCUCGCCGCUGGUGGUUGGGUACUGGCGCGGGUGCUGGCAGCUCAUGGACGUCUUUCUCUUCCCGGAUAAUCAACUCUACUCUGUUCUCACCUCCCUCGCGAUCGGCCUUCUGUCGGGGCUCCUCUUCUGUCUGAUCCAAGGGCCGCUGAACUCCCUCUGCGACCACAACAAACGGCCGAUCAUCCAUCUCCUCAUAUCGCGCCUCUACACCCUCGUCUACAGCGUCUGCGUCGUCAACCACUGGCGGGGUGUCUGGAGCGGGUGGGACCUGUUCACAGGCACCUCUUGGCAGUCAGGCGCCACCUCGCUCGGCAUUGGCCUCCUGACGUUGGCACUGACGCGAGGCCUCAAGAACAUCCUGGCCCCGCCCUUCCUCGUCGUCCCAGAUCACCCGACGGGGUACUUCGACGUCCCUACUCUCUUUAAAGCCGAGAAGGAGCGGUACGGGUACUUUCUGCUGGACACGGUCUUCACGGUGGUGGUGACAGGCUCCCUCGUCGUGUUCGUAUGGCGAGGCUCCUGGGUCUUCCUCGACGCCAUACUUUUCCCCGCCAAGCCUGUCUACUCCGCCUGGGGAUCCAUGGUGGUGGGCAUGACGGUGACGAUGCUGACGUUCCUGGCGCAGCUGAUGAUCGUGCCGUGCUUCCGCCACAUCCGCAAGGGCGUGGCCAAGACGCUGCUGGAGGACGUCUACCACACCAUCUGCUUCGUGGGCGACGUGAACGUGUGGCGCGGCGUGUGGAACCUCCUCAACAUCUACCUCGUCCCAGAUCUGCCGGUGGUGAGCAACUUCCUGACGGCGGUGACGGGCCAGAUCGUGCUCAUGUGCUUCUACACCGCCAACUCCAUCCUCGUGCGCGGCGCCGUGAUGGACGGGGCGGGCGAGGGGAACAAGGGCGUCGUCUUCCCCACACACUACCUCAGAUUCUUCUACAAGAAGAAAAAGCUGGAGGAGGAGGAGCGGGCCAACAUGUGGCUGCGCGGCGAGAGCGGCCGCUCCACCUUGACCAUCAGCGCACCGCUUGAGGCGACGCUGGCCAGCAAGGCGAACGGCGUGUACGACGUGCGCGGCUACGGGGACGGCCACAGCUUCAGCGGCGGCUACACCGACGCCUACGGCAACCCGCUGGUGGGGGAGGAGGGGCGCGGCGCCCCCGCCAACACCACCUUCCAGGGCACGGACGCCGGGGGGGAGCGCACACUCCCCGCCUCCCCCGCCGCCGCCGCCGCCGGGAGGACUUCCCACAACGAGGACCAAACGGAAACUCACUUUUAGACUGUUGGUUGACGCGCUGAAGGUUUGCAUUAUUCCCGGGGAAGUAUUUACUACUUUCUCUCAGUCUCAUCUGUGUGAAUGAAGAUAAACAUUAUUGUAAUUAUAUUUUUCUUUUGUCGCGAGGCAAAGCUUAAUAUUACUGAUGUAAUAUGAAAUCAAUAUUUAUUGAAAAAUGUAACACUUGAAACUUAAUCGUAAAGUAUGUUCUGUGUGCGGGUGAGCGUGGCGGACCAGCCGCGCCCUUGUCUCAGUAUUACGAAGCCGGCCUGGCGGGGCCACGGCGCAUCCCGCCGGAGGGCGUCGGGACCAUGCUGCGCCGCUAGGGGCUGAGCCGCGAGGCCUGGGAGGUCUGAGGCCCGACCUCCGGGGCAGGGUGACACACGGGGACAGGCGGGGCAGCAGCAGGCCGCGAGUCUCCCGGCGCCGGGGCGGGCGUGUGCUGCGUGUCACGGCACUCAGGGUGUGUGGAGGCGUGUGAUGUCUUGUGACGUCGUGACGAGGCGUGCGAUAGUUUAAGAGGCGUGUGGAGGCGUGUAACAGUGAUUUAUAAUGAUGCGUGGGGCCCCGUGGUGGCGUGUACCAAAGAGCCGAGUCGUGUGCCUGGUGGUGUGUGAGUGCGUGCGUUGGUGUGUGGAUGGGGGGUGUGGAGCGUAUUAAGGCGCGCCGGGGCAGGCUCUUCAGCGUCGUGGGCAGCACGGGGUCGCGCGGCUCACCUCACUGGUGCCGACUCCAACGCGCAGAAAGAUAAAUACUUAUGAAGUGCCAAACCGUGUUGUCAGUUACCAAUAGGCUUUCUGCGUGAUCGUAAGGGCAAUACAUAGACACAGAGUGGGUAAGAUCAAGAGAGAACAAAGGAUAAUUCUAGUAAAAGCUUUGGCCAUGAGGUAGCGCGUGGUUGGCGGCGCCCUUUGGGGUGUGCUGGUCGGGGCGGCGGGGGCGUGCUGUGUGGAGGGAUGUCGGGGCUCCGCCGGUAAAGACUCAGGUCAGCCUUUCACGUAUAGGGAUUAUUCAAGAAUUAUCUAGGGGUUAUUCAGGGUCAUUGUUUGGGGUCCAUCGUAAGCAGUGCAUAACUGUGGGUGUCUUUGUUGGCGCUUUUGUUGUGAUAAAGGCUAAUGAUGAUAUAGUGUGGCGGUAGUCUGUCUGUCUGCUCUUUGCCACGCGUCCUGUUUCCUGGUGCGUCAGACAGCGAUAACUUGACACGGCCAUAAGGCUGCGUGUGUGACCCGGCACACCGAUGUCGUCUGUUAGAUUCCCCUUGUUAGUGACACGUUACAUUCACUUGAAUUUCUCCAACUUUGAGGCAAACUGAGACGUUAAUAUGAUCCACGUAUUAUUAUCAAGUCUGAGAAGCAGCUAACGAGGGUAGAAAAAUACUUCCUUCCACCAACACACGCCGCCGGUCGUCGGGUACAGCGCCUAAUGAAACAGUAUCCUCCUUUAAUGUGCCUUGCUUCCCAUCAUGUAUAAAUGAACACAAAAUACCGAUGAACUUCAUGGAAAGAAACCGUAUCCUCCGCCACGCGCUGCCACUCGAGAAGCAGAAAAGAAGGUAAAGUAGUUGGUAAUGUCUCGUGAAAGGUAUGCGAGUAAAAACAAGUUAUCAGUUUAUAUUUACGGUGAUCGAUACGCCCCGAGGACUAUGCUGAUAACGUGAAAACUGACGCACACCGUUCAACUUAGGCUUAAGAAGGCAAAGGGAGUAAGGAAACAGUGACGGAUGGACGGGAUGCUUCUGGGGCGUGUUUUGCCUUAUCGUCUUCGUGUCGUCACGGGCUGGGCGGAGCGGCGGCGCGGCGUCACAAAGCUCUGCACCAACACCAAAGAUUAACUUGUACUAUAGUCUCGUCUCGUUGUCCAGUCUGUUCAUUGUUCUAUUGUGACUCGCGCCGCCGCCACCGUUGUUCUUUGCUAAUGUCUUCCAUGUCAGUGUCUUCCAUGUGCCAAACUCCUCCCGCCUUCCUGUGUGUCGCGUGUGGUGGGGACGCUUACAGGAAACAUGGCGCCCCAGGUGGAGAAUUAGCAAUUCCAUUUCUUUAGCACCGACUGUUGCUGUCUUUGCCAAAUAAUUAUUGUUCUUGAGGAAACCGUGACGAAGGUUCUGCUCACUGUUAGUCACGAAGGCUUUGGGCCUUCAAAUCACGCGGUGCCAAGUAGUAGUUAGUCAGCCCCCAAGGCCAAGAGUCGCAGCUGGGUGAGGCGGCGGCGGCGGCGAGCUGCUGUGUAGCGUUGGCAGCGCCCCUCAGGCGGCGGCGGUGACCGCCAGCCUCACCUGAUGACCACGGCGAAGGAGUAGUCAUUGUUAUGUCGGGUCUUAUCUUUUGGAACCUCUAAGUUGGUGCGGUGGUCGGGCGAGGCGAGGGGCUAUCCACUGUCCUCACAACCCCGCCUCUGUACACAGUGGCGCAGAGUCAGACAGCCGAGAGGGGUCAGCCAUAUAGUGUAUAUAUGCAAUGAUACGUAUUUAUACUUAGUUCGUCGACGGCCCUGCCUCAGGAGGUCUCGUCCACGUCGACGGGGACGCCCGUGGCGUGCCGCGGGGCGUGAUCGGAGAGGCUCCGCGCGGCUCCGACGCGGUCACAGUGCCAAGGGAAGGUCCUCGGCGGGCAGGUGACGCAUUAGCCGCAGCUACGCAGCUGGGACGUUACCGCCAGCGUGUUGGUAGCGGCGCAAAGCUAUGUUGGUGAGUCUCAUCGUACGCAUAAUGAUACAAUGAUAAUGACGAUACGUCACUGGGACGUCGUGUUGACGCAUGCACCAACACGGUGGGGAUCGAACCUGUGACGCGAGGGUGUGGCCGAUGAAUCACCGUGCCGCCGAGCUCCUCCAAACGCAGCAAUCUUUUCUACGUUUUAGUCGAAAACUCGCGGCGGAGCAGCGGCGAGGGAGGCGCGCGAGGGAUUGUUGCGGCUUUUUUAAGGAACAGAACACUGCAGGUCGUUUGUCUUGCCACAGUAAAACUAAAUACUCGUUUUAGAGACGAAAUACUUUUAAACCUCAUGAAAACGAUAGGAAAUUAUGCAAAAAGUCUGGGAACAAUAAAUUCCCUGUUGAGCCGCAGAGAGGGAGAGGGAGGGAGAAGAAGCGAAGGAGAGGGACGGUACUGGAAUGGGAGGGGAGGUAGAGGACUGGAGGAGGUGGAGGGUGAGAGAGGGGGUUAGGAGGGAAAGUGGAAGGAUAUGGGGAUGGGGGGAGAGAGAGUAAGGGGGUGGAAGGUGAGGUGGAGGGGAGGGAGGGAGAGGGAGAGAGAGAGACAGAUGUAGCGUCAGGCGAGACAAACGACCGUCCUCUCCUCCCCUCGCUGUUUAGCUCUUUGUUACGCGGCUCGAGGCUCUUCACUCACUCCCUUUUAUAUUUUUCUUAUUUUAUUUUCAUUUUUAUUCCCCAUAUCGUCACCUUGGUAAACAAACCGCCUUAGUCAUUAUUUUCUACUUUACAGGAAAUCAGAAAAGAACUGUCAUUAUCUCAUUCGGCUUAAGGUUUAGGCAGAAAUGAAAAGGGCAAUUCUAGAACACUCAAACCCUGAAUGUCGAAGGCAACUCUACAGAAAUGGGCGUCACGUGUUGAAAAAUUGAUGUAGAAAAAACCUGGAAAUCGCUGAAAAAUGACUUAGGCGAAUAUUUUAUGAGGGUGACGAUAUUUGACUUGGUCCUUCCCGGUGCGACACAGACCAAUUGCCUUUCAUUUCUUUUUAUUCAGAUUUCAUUGUUUACUUAUUUAUUUUCUUAUUUUGUUCUCCGUUGUGUGAUAUUUAUCGAAAAAAAACCGUCUAUAUCCGGAAAAGACUAAAAACGGGAUUACGUGGUCUUAGAAUAAGUAAAAAAACUAAAAACACAAGAAAAUAAAAAGAUAUGGCCAUGAGUCCUCACCAUCUCCACUUCUGUUCUUCCUUCUUCCUCUACCUCCUGGUCCACAAUCCUCAACAUCCUCCUUCACCCUCACGGACGUUGUAACAGAAAAUAAGGACGUUGUUUUUUCUCCCUGCUGACAGCCUUACCAGAGAAGGAAGGACUUUAUACUUGUAGAUAAUACGCCUGUAAGAUAAUGAUGAUGAUGAUGAUGAUGAUAUUGUAGUGUUUAAGUUUACAUAGUGCAAGUUUCAUAUAUUAUACCUAAGAAAAUAAAGGCAACAACGAAAGCA
Molecule: messenger RNA, 6797 nt
Organism: Eriocheir sinensis (Chinese mitten crab)
Lineage: Eukaryota; Metazoa; Arthropoda; Malacostraca; Decapoda; Varunidae
Gene: fusl
Exons: 5
Coding region: 1286-2659 (457 amino acids)
Biological process (GO): neuron-neuron synaptic transmission; neuromuscular synaptic transmission; clustering of voltage-gated calcium channels
Cellular component (GO): presynaptic membrane
Source: RefSeq, a predicted model, not a curated record